Rubroshorea leprosula is the source of this 965-nucleotide messenger RNA. NCBI's taxonomy places the organism in Eukaryota, Viridiplantae, Streptophyta, Magnoliopsida, Malvales, Dipterocarpaceae. The record is from the annotation of a GenBank genome assembly.
UUUAAAAAUAUUUUCUUUUUUUGUUUUUUUAACAAAACCAUCUGUUUGAAAACUAAAAAGCUUUCAACGCCGCCGUUUCAAGGGUAAAUGGCAGUGAUUUGUCUGCAUCUCUCCGUCUCCCUUUCUGAAUUCCCGAAAGGGAAAGUUAGAGGGCAAGGGGCGGCGAGAAGAAUGAGCGGAGCGUCGACGGCAGCGUACUUGGCCCGACGAGCAGCGCAGAAGGAAAGGGUUCGGAUCCUCUACCGCCGUGCCCUCAAAGACACCCUCAACUGGGCCGUCCACCGCCACCUCUUCUAUCAAGAUGCAUCAGACCUGCGCGAGAGAUUCGAUGCCAACAAGCACGUGACUUGUAGUGUAUUCAAAGAUUUGGGUCUGUUUGGUGAUGUUGCAUUCUUCUUUGCUGGCAUGCGAGCUCUUCGCCGUGAAAGAGAGACAUUGAGCAAGCUGAUGCGCAGAAGAUUUUCAGAGGAAGAGAGAUUGCAACUGUACCAGAAGUGGGAUAUUGGAUUGAACUCGAAGCAACGAAGGUUGCAAUUAGUCAAUCAGUUGUGGACAGAUACAAAUAAUAUGGAACGCAUCAAGGAGAGUGCUACCAUUGUUGCAAAGCUGAUUAGGUUUGUAGAGCAGGGACAAGCCAUCAAGGAAAUGUUUGGCUUGAGCUUUACUCCCGCACGACCAAGGCGAAGAUCCUUUGGUUGGAAAAACAGCAUGGCUUCUCUUUUGUGACAUUGGUAAUGCCCAAAUACACGUAUAAAGCAACCAUAGGUAAUUUCUUUAAUUGGGUAGGCUACAGCAUUCCUUUCUGUGAUUGAAACUGUAACAGAUUGUGAUGAUGAUAGUGUGGUAUAAAUUCUGAAACUUCACCUGAUCAGGGCAGAAGCAAAAUCAGGCUUUGGUAUAAUUGCUUUGCCUUUCUGGUUUUGGGUGUAAAGGUUUGGUAUUGCUCCUUUGAUACCUGUUAUGUA